Spea bombifrons (plains spadefoot toad) is the source of this 1262-nucleotide messenger RNA. It is a transcript of the gene HPDL, whose product is annotated as 4-hydroxyphenylpyruvate dioxygenase like. The record is from RefSeq and is a predicted model, not a curated record. Gene Ontology annotation, biological process: aromatic amino acid metabolic process. The transcript has a single exon. Gene Ontology annotation, molecular function: 4-hydroxyphenylpyruvate dioxygenase activity. Lineage: Eukaryota; Metazoa; Chordata; Amphibia; Anura; Pelobatidae. Bases 1 to 1194 code for a protein of 397 amino acids.
AUGGCUUCUCGCCUUAUCCGGCUCAGCCACAUCACCUUCCAAGUAUCCAACGCCCGGAAAGUGACCCGAGAUCUGGCGGCCAAGUACCAGUUUCAUCCGUUUGCUGCACGAGGUCUAGACGGGGGGAGCCCGUAUCAAGUGGCUUUGAGGAAUGGAGGAGUUGUGUUUAUGGUGAAUGAAAACAGUCGGAAGAACCCCCCGAAUUCAUCGCUGCUCUAUGAUUUCGCUCUUCCGCUCCCCACCCCAGACACAGCCUGCAAUGUUAGCUUCGAGGUGGAGGAUGUGCCGGGUUUUUGCCAGUGGCUGAUCGGUAACGGAUGUCGGGUUCUAGUUCCACCAAAAGAACUCCACGACGACUACGGUUCUGUAACGUUCUGCGUGAUAAAAUCCGUGCUUGGAAACGUCCAACACACGCUCAUUGACCGUACCCGUUACAGAGACGGCUUCCUGCCCGGGUUCCAGACUCUAGACGUCGUCAAUGACCUCGCGGCUCAUAGUAACAUGACGCACGUGGACCAUGUGACUUAUGCCUGCCCGAGAGGGACCACGCCACACGUCAUAAAAUGGUACGAGCGUUGUUUUGGGUACAAACAUUUCCCGCUCCGCCAAUGGGAGGACCCGGAAAAAGGUUUUGAGAUCAGCGGGCCAAGGAUGGGACUUCGGUUGACCACCAUUGAGUGUCCGGGGCUCAGGGAAGGCGGCAAGCUUGUCUUGGGAGAAUCUUUGCCGCAGGAAGGAAUAAACCAGGUAGACCAGUUUCUUCAACAUCACGAAAAAGGUGGCAUUCAGCACGUGGGCCUCUUUACCCCGGAUAUCUUCAAGGCUGCCAGUUCUAUGGCGCAACAAGGGGUCUGCUUUGCUAGUCAACCCUCGUCCUACUAUUCAGACCCCACGAAGCAGGAAGAAAUGCGCGGUGUCGGCUUAGAGCCUGAUCUUCUCUUAAAGUUUGGGAUUCUUCUGGAUUUUGCCGCCGAGGAUGCGGAGUCGGUGACAACUCCCAGCAAGAAGUUCCUCUUGCAGGUGUUCGCCGAGCCCCUCUUCAGCAAGGACUCCGUCUACCUGGAGCUGAUUGAGCGCAGGGGAGCGGAAGGUUUUGGGGAGGGAAAUAUCCGUGCUUUGUGGCGCUCCCUACAGGACCUGAUGGAAAGUUCAAACCCGACGGAACAAGAAGAGAAAUCAUCCGCUGGAGUUUGAUAUAUAAACGUGUGAUAUAAAAAAAAUGCUCUGAUGUUUCUCCUGGGCUGUAUUUAACCCUUUCAGUA